This is a messenger RNA of Biomphalaria glabrata, 1376 nucleotides long. RefSeq lists its product as uncharacterized. The coding region runs from base 24 to 1043 and encodes 339 amino acids. The transcript has 4 exons. The record is from RefSeq and is a predicted model, not a curated record. Lineage: Eukaryota; Metazoa; Mollusca; Gastropoda; Planorbidae.
GAAUUAAGAUACUAAGAUCAAGAAUGGUGAGAAAUUACCAGAGAAAAACUCAAAGGGCUUCUUAUGGAGCUCAGAAUUUAACAGAAGCUUUAACAGCUCUUAAUGAUGGUGUGUCACUUAAAACUACAUCUAAAAAAUUCAACAUUCCUCCCAAAACAUUAAGGCGACACAGAGACUCCAAAGUUCAAAAGCCUGGAUCCAUCAUACUUGGACGUUUUAGGAGAGAUUUUAGUGAAGCAGAGGAAUUGGACUUAGUGGAUAUUAUUACUAAAAUGGAGCAAUCGGUCUUCAGAUUAAGCCCUCUUGACAUCCGUAAAUUGGCCUAUGAGUUUGCCACAAAUUUAGGCAUAAAGCACAGAUUCAACACUAAAACCAAAAUUGCUGGAAAAGAUUGGCUUUGCGGGUUUUUAAAAAGACACCAACAACAGUUGUCUGUCUGCAAACCUGAGGCUUUCACCAAUUUAAAACAUGUUGGUUUUGACAGGUCACAAUUACAGGAAAAUUGUAAACAACAUUUAAGAAACAAGAAUUUAAUUAUGUCCCACAAUGAGCAAGAUCUUAAAAUAACAAUGAAAAGUGAAAGUGAAGAUAUCAAUAAAACAUCAAUGACACAUUCAACAGAAAAACAAUCUCAUAAACUAUCAGCAGAUAAAAAGCAAGAUUUUGCUACUCAUCUAAAAAGUGGAAUAAAAAUGGAAAUGGAAGAUAUUGAUGAAACAGCUUCAACACUUUCAACAGAAAAAAACCAUAAAUCAUCAACUGAUAUAAAGCAAGACUUUACUCAUCAAUUCAAAAGUGACAUUAAAAUUGAAAAACAAGAAAUAAAUGAAAAUGUUUUGCUAUCACUGUUGUUAGAUAAACAAACUCUUAGAAUUUUGACUGAUGAAAAACCAGAUUUUACUCUUGAACUGAAAAAUGAAAUAAAAAUUGAAAAAGAAGAAAUUGACGAAACAAAUGUGUUCAAACAGAAAUCAAACAACAAUGUUAAUGACCACUCGUAUGAAGAAAUCUUUAAACCGGGUAUCAGAAAUAUUUUUUCAUGAAAGAGACUGACCUGAAUUUUGAAAAAACAAAACAAAAUAACGUUGUCGGGAAAUAGUAGAUGAUGAAAGAAAAAGUCAUGCUACUGACAAAUUGUUUCCCUGUGAAAUAUGCAAGAUAGAGUUGACCACACUUAGACCAAUAUGAAAUCCCACCCACUGUUAUGUACAGGUGAAAAACAAAACCAAUGUAUCAUAGGUCGAAAAACAAUUUCAACAAGUUACAUCAAUAAACAAAAUACUGGUGGAAAACUUUAUGACUGUUUAAUUUGGCUCUGCUUUUUAUUCUUAUUUAAGAAUAAACCAGGUGUUACAUACUUAUAAUAAACUUUAUAA